UCUAUUUGAUAUAUACGUAGAGUUAGAUAACACAAAAAGAUCGAUCUUUCAGACAUGGCUAAGAAUUUGGGAAGUGCUAUUUUUAAAAAUGUUCUCAAUUCUUUAAAAGUAGUAUGGUAUGCUCUUCUUGGUACAACGGCAGACCUAAAUCUUUAAUUAAUUUGUGUAUGACGACGUUGCCUCGGGUCAUGUGGACACGAAAAUGCUUGGAACGUACAGUCUUAAAUGUAAAUCUGACCUCGUUUACACAAUUCUAAAUAUAAACAGCCUAAACGUUUGCGGUCUCUAAUUGUCAAUGUAACGUUAAAAGGGGCAAUCCAAGAGUAACGGGAAAAACUUUAAUCUACCAGCAAAAAAUAGCUGCACUUGUAAUCACACUAUUCGUGUUAAGUGAAAAAAAAAAAAUCAUUUCAUGAUCUUCCAUGUAUAUUUUACAUACAUUUUAAAUUUUUCUCUAUCUCUACUUAUACCAGUCGUAUAAUUAACAAGCUCUGAAUAAUGUGGUAAGGGCUCAUUAAAGGCUUAAACCAGAUCAUUAUCUAGAUCAUUUUUAUGAGCCGUUGACAUCUUAGCCAUCUAAUUACCCCUCUCUCUUCUCACGUUUAAAAACAGACAGCAAAAUCACCCCAAACAAAACUGACUCCACGAUUUUCAUGGCGAUCAAAUCAUAUAUAUUAGUAGACAGACUGCACGCGAACAGAAGGUGGCAGUCAUAAUACAAAUUCCACAUCCCUCGUCAAGUCUUGGGUAAAUACUCCAAGUAGGUACUUAACCUACGUCCAAUGUUGUGAUUAUAAUCCCACAUCAGAAGUAUAUUUACGUGCAAACGUUCAUUAAUCCGUCGAUAAAGUUUCUUAUCUGUUCURGUAUCAAUAACGACCAGCCCAGAAAAACGCAACUUUCCAGGCAAUCCAUUUGGAAGCAAUCUUACCAUAUUCCGUAUCCUGAAGCUACAGCAAUUGAAAGAACUGGUAGAGAUGAGAAGACGAAGAACAGCUCAGAACCAAGGUUCAAAUGUAAAACCUCUUCGUGUUGUGUUGCUUGGUAAAGACGGUGUUGGAAAAUCUGCGUUAACAGUUCGUUUCAUGACGCGGCGGUUCAUAGGGGAAUACGACCAAACGCUUGAAUCUACUUACCGUCACAUGCUGCAAAUUGAAAACGAAGACAUUACGAUAGAUAUCAUGGACACGGCUGGAGAGAACACCGAUGUCAAGAUCAGACGUUCCACAAGACGAGGCGACCUGUUCAUYAUUCUGUACUCAAUCGUCGAUCGCUCGAGUUUCGACGAGGCGCAAAGCAUCGCACGCUAUAUCAAAGAUCACAGAAGCAAUGUCGAAUCGAUGUCGAUAGUAAUUGUUGCAACUAAAAAGGACUUGGAUCACUUACGACGUGUCGACAUCGAGGAAGGUAUCGCAUUAUCAAACGAAGUCGAAUGUACUUUCUACGAGGUAUCGAUAUCGGAAGGUUAUAACGAAGUUCACGAUUUGUUGAAGGAAUUACUUAAGCGCGUGCUUAUGCACCGAACUAUCGACAAGAGAGACACACUUAAAAUCCCGACCCUUGGUUUAAGACGGUCGCCGUCAAUGGAAAAAAGGAAGAGAGCACAAUCAUUCCCAGAUAAAACUGAUGCGGUUAUGAGAGACAUGAGAAACAGCCCUGAAACGCAACGAAAAGAUUAUGUCGAAUGUCAGUUGAAGCCGUCGAAGUCGAUCCGCGACUUGAACGAAGAAAAUGGCUCGAAACACAAAUUUAUGACAAGAUCAAGUCCGAUCACACAAAGAAAGAAAAAUCCUUUUUUCGUCGAAAAAGGAAAGGGCGUGGCAGCUGAGAAAUUGGACGAAGAAAAUAAAAAUAAUAGCCAAAAGAUGUUYACUCUGCAAMGAGUUAAGUCCGGGAAUCCCGCGGGACAUCGGGACCAGGCGUGUGGGAUUGAAUCACCCGAUGCUAACAAUAACGAAGACAAGAAACAAGCAACAGAAAGAAAUACGGAAAAACCCAAAGGACCUUUCUCGCUUAACAAAGCGCAUGACAGGCCUACGACGUCAUUCGGAAGAAUGCGAUUUGGUUUAGAAAGGACAUUCGGCCGUAAGAAAUAUGUUUAUAACCUGUAACUCAUUCGUGGACAGCGSCGASGGUGUGUCUCGCGCAGGCGCAACAGACAGGCCUGCGAAGUGGUUAGGAAAGUUGGAAUCAGAAAUGCUUUUUCCCCGCUCAAAAGCGUUUGUAGACUGUAAGUCUAUGUGUACUCAAGUACCAACCUCAUUUGGCCAUCGUUUUAUGCGAUCUGGUCAAACCACAGUAAACCCACUAAAUUUACGCAAAAUCAUACAAGUUUAUACUCAUAUAUAUAUUUUAUAUAUUUUAUAAGCCACUGAAAACACMGAAAGGCAAAUAUUUUAUGCAAAGCAUAUAUAUAAUGAUAUCAGAGUUGUGGUAAAAUAAGAUCCAGGUCGUAAAACUGGGAAGAACCUAGUAUGGCUGCUCAUCAAACCCUCCCAUUCAUAAAGGCCCGUUUACACUUGGGGUUUUUGAAGUCAAUUUGAUCAUUGCGAAUAAUGUUAUAAACUCUCACUCGUCUCUUCACAAGGAUAAGACAAAAUAUAUAUUUUUCAAAAUCUCCUAAAAACUCGCAGCAAAAAUCGCCAAAGUGAACCAGCCUUGAGAUAGAGUUAAUACUCUAAGAGUUCUAAUAAUAUUUUAUUGUAUUUAUGCAUAUUAAUAAAAAUACCAUUCUCGUG
Messenger RNA from Exaiptasia diaphana, 2738 nucleotides. RefSeq names its product GTP-binding protein Rit1. The transcript has 5 exons. The coding region runs from base 978 to 2111 and encodes 377 amino acids. NCBI's taxonomy places the organism in Eukaryota, Metazoa, Cnidaria, Anthozoa, Actiniaria, Aiptasiidae. Gene Ontology annotation, molecular function: GTP binding; GTPase activity. The record is from RefSeq and is a predicted model, not a curated record.